CCAAUUCUUCCUAUACCCAGCCAUUCUUUUUACCAUCCGUUGGCCUAUCCUUCACCUCUGUUCAUUCGCAUUUCAUCCACUUACGGCGUGCACGAGAUGCAGUUAUUUACAUUUCCAAUAUCUCCACUUCCCUUUGAAGCACCCUCCGUGCUCUGCCAGUGCACGUUUCAACACUACAAAACCUCAUGGGACGCUCAGCCUUGCCUGAUGCCAGUCUCCCCUCAUCCACAAAGAUGCAAAGUUACAGAUGCACUCCCCCAUAAGACUAUAGUCCGGAAUCCACUUGCUUUCUUCCUCCACCUGGCCUUCUUUAGUGUGACUUGCAUUCUCACACGAAAGCAGCUGCGAAGGCGCCCAACUGUCAACAGGCAAGGAUUGUGGGGCUGGGCGUAA
Protopolystoma xenopodis is the source of this 393-nucleotide messenger RNA. The record is from the annotation of a GenBank genome assembly. NCBI's taxonomy places the organism in Eukaryota, Metazoa, Platyhelminthes, Monogenea, Polystomatidea, Polystomatidae.